UUUUUUUUUCUUCAUUUACUAUUUUGCUCCACUUUUUUUUUCUUUCUUUUUCUUUUCCUCUUCCUUCUUCCUUUUUAUCUUACUCCAUCGCAAGCGGUGUGUCUUUCCCGUUCCUACUUUCCUUCCAACUUUUUUUUUCUUACUAGCGAUCCUAUUCCCCCAGCAAGUUAAAAAAAAAAGCUGUCUAUCAUGGUGUUUAACGAAAAAUCAGGAUUGUAUUCGCCUGUACGAGGCAACAAGCGACUGGCCGUGACACUGUUGUGUGUCAUGUCGUUUAUCGUUUUCUCCCUUCUCACGUUUUCUCGGACCUCUGUGGGUCUUGGAUCGUGUGGACGUACCAUCCGCACCAUCAAUGAAGCCGUGGCUUUCUCCAGCAGCAAUCCUCACUAUGGCAAUCAGGCCACUUUUAUCAAUCUCAACGAUCUCGAAGCAACUUCCAAUGCCAAGGAUAACCAGGAACAUGUCCUGAUACUGACUCCUUUAAAAAAUGCACAAGCUUACUUACCGCGCUAUUUCGAGCUCGUCGACCGCUUGUCCUAUCCCAAGCAUCUCAUUUCCAUGGCAUUCUUGGUCUCCGAUACCACCGAUGAUACCGUUCCUAUGCUCAAGGAAAAAGCCCAGGAACUCAUGAACCGUGACGACCCAGAACAACGUUACCAUCAGAUCUCUAUCUACGAAAAGGAUUUUAGCUUUGAGUUGCCAGAAGAUAAGCGUCACGCCUUUGAGAUGCAGCCCCUGCGAAGAUCCUACAUGGCCCGCUCACGCAACUACCUUCUCACUGCCGCUCUUCGUGAAGAACAUGCCUGGGUUCUGUGGUUGGAUGUCGAUGUCGUUGAAUACCCUGCUUCCAUUCUGGAAGACUUGCAAAGCGUCGACGUCGAUGUCGUGGUCCCCAACUGUCUCUUGGAUACCGAAGAUAAAUCGUUUUGGGCUUACGACAAGAACAACUGGCAAGAAACUGAACGUUCCCUGGAAAUGCAGAAAGAUUUGGAUCCCGACUAUGUACUAUUAGAAGGUUAUUUUGAAUUCUUAACCAACCGAUAUCUGAUGGUCGAUAUGCCUACACAUUUGGGUAAAAUGGAAAAGGUUCCUCUGGAUGGUGUGGGUGCCACAUUUACACUUGUCAAGGCCCAUGUCCAUCGUGAAGGCGCCAAUUUCCCACCUUACCCAUUCCAGCAUCAAGUAGAAACCGAAGGUUUUGCCAAAAUGGCCAAAGCCAUGGGUUUUGGAGUCUAUGGUUUACCUGGCUAUCUCAUUUAUCACAUCAGAAACUCAUAGACUGGAUCCACCAGUGAUCUUGCGCUUAUUUAUUUCCUUUUUAUCGUCUCUUAUUUUCAUCUUUUUCACAUCCCACUUGCCAUUUUCCCGCCGUUUUACCAACGAAUCAUUGCAUAUUGCGCCUCCUUUUUGUCGAUUAAUGUAUUUUUCCCUCCAUAGUAUCACUUUUUUUCUUUCUUUCUUUCUUUCACACAUAGUAUUACACUCUAUUAAUCAUUGGUUUCAUAGUAUAAGCACAAAAAGAAUUCAAUACAUAUACAUGAAUACACACACUCCAUCUAAUCAUCCA
This is a messenger RNA of Radiomyces spectabilis, 1567 nucleotides long. Its product is annotated as Anp1-domain-containing protein. Gene Ontology annotation, biological process: cell wall mannoprotein biosynthetic process; protein N-linked glycosylation. Gene Ontology annotation, cellular component: mannan polymerase complex. NCBI's taxonomy places the organism in Eukaryota, Fungi, Mucoromycota, Mucoromycetes, Mucorales, Radiomycetaceae. Bases 190 to 1278 code for a protein of 362 amino acids. The record is from RefSeq and is a predicted model, not a curated record. The transcript is spliced from 4 exons. Gene Ontology annotation, molecular function: alpha-1,6-mannosyltransferase activity.